Molecule: messenger RNA, 2214 nt
Organism: Puma concolor (puma)
Lineage: Eukaryota; Metazoa; Chordata; Mammalia; Carnivora; Felidae
Source: RefSeq, a predicted model, not a curated record
AUGACUGCUGGUUCAGUGUGUGUCCCUCAGAUCAUACCACUGCGAGUGCCUCCACCUGGAAAAGCCAACCAUGAAAUUGAUAACAAUACACUUUUAGAAAUGAAAUCAGACACCCCAGAUGUCAACAUAUAUUAUACGCUGGAUGGCAGCAAACCUGAAUUUCUGAAGAGAAUCGGUUAUCGUGAAAACAAUACAUUUAAGUAUACGAAGCCUAUUACUCUGCCUGAUGGAAAAAUACAAGUUAAAGCUAUUGCAGUCUCUAAGGACUGCAGACAGAGUGGCAUUGUAACAAAGGUGUUUCAGGUGGGCUAUGAGCCACCAAAUGCAGUGUCUUCUGAAGACAACGUUGAAAAUAUUCUCAAAGAUUCUUCAAAGCAGGAAUUGAAAAAUGGGUUUGUUGGGUCAAAACUACGGAAGAAAUGUAAGAAUGCUGAAAAUAAACAGGGUUGGAACAUUAACCUUAGGAAGUCUCCAAAGAGUCCACUGGAAAUCCCACCUUACCAUGAAGAAUCAGGUUCUAGACCACCCACCCGCCAGUCUCAGUUCCCUAGUUUUGCACACAUAACUGGCCAGAAGAGUUUGACAAGCACAGAGAUCAUGAGAAUUCAAAGACAGACAGACUUUCUCAAGUGUGCCCACUGCCUGGCCCCCCGCCCAUCUGACCCCUUUGCUCGCUUCUGUCAGGAAUGCGGCUCUCCUGUCCCGCCCAUAUUUGGCUGUCGUCUCCCACCCCCAGAAGGAGCUCAGAUGGGCUUAUGUGCAGAGUGUGGAAACAUGGUGCCCAUGAACACUCCCAUCUGUGUGGUGUGUGAGGCCUCUCUUACUCUACAGCUGCAGCCACAGGCCAGCCUCCGCUUGAAGGAGAAAAUAAUCUGCCGCACCUGUGGCACAGGGAAUCCAGCUCACCUGAAAUACUGUGUCACCUGUGAGGGAGCCCUGCUGUCAUCACAGGAGCCCAUGUGCAGUGGAGAUAAAGCCCCACCUCCCCCCACUCAGAAAGGGGAGACCAUUUCCUGUUCCAAGUGUGGUCGCAGGAAUCGCCCGGAAGCUUGCUUCUGUGACUGGUGUGGAGCCACGGUGGGCAUUUCUGCCUGCUACUCUGUUUGCCCCAAAUGUGGGGCCAGCAAUCACCCAUCUGCCCGAUUCUGUGGUUCCUGUGGUAUUUAUGUGAAGUCCUUAGCAAGACUUAGCAUGGAUAACAACCUGGCUCUUGCCGCUGGAGAACUUCGCCCUUUUGCUGAGUCCCUAAAUGUUCCUUUGCUCAGACCUGAGGCUGGGACUCGGAAGGACGUGGGCACACAGACUACUGGCCUGUUCUACCCAUCUGGUGCACUACUAGCCAAAAAGGAACUGGAAAUGGCUUCUCAAAAGCAGAGGCAGGAGAAAAUGAGUGACCAUAAACCUCUCCUCACAGCUGUCAGCCCAGGAAGAGGGUACUGGAGAAAACAGUUGGAUCAUAUCUCUGCUCACCUCAGGUCUUAUGCUCAGAACAACCCUGAGUUCAGGGCUUUGAUUGCAGAACCCAGAAUGGGAAAGCUUAUCUCUGCUACUGUCCAUGAAGAUGGCUAUGAAGUUAGCAUCCAGCUGAAUUACAUUCAAGUAUCAAACAAGAACCUUUACCUCAGCAAGGCUGUGGAUUUCAGCAGCCACUUCCUGAGCAGUGUCACUGAGGGUGGUAAUGGGCCAUUUGGCAGCAGGUCCAGCCUGGUGAGCAACUACAGCCAGAGCACCUCCGAUACCACUGAAAACGUCAAGAGGACAAAGAAUUUCAAGACCAAAACAUUUCAAGAAAAGGAGCAGCUCACACCUGAAAACAGGCUCCUGCUGAAGGAAGUGGGACCGACAGGGGAAGGAAGAGUCUCUGUGAUUGAACAGCUGCUCGAUGAGGGAGCAGAUCCCAACUGCAGGGACAGUGAGGAGCGACCCCUUAUAACCAUGGCUGUUGUGAAUAAGCACCACGAAGCGAUUCCGGUUCUUGUGCAGAGAGGAGCAGACACCGAGCAGCGGUGGGGACCGCUCCGAAAUACAGCUCUUCAUGAAGCGACCCUCCUUGGCCUGGCGGGAAGGGAGUGCAUCGCUGCUUUACUGCGAUGCAAUGCAGGCAUCCAAAAGAAGAACACGAAUGGCCAGACGGCAUAUGACCUGGCUCUGAAAACUGGGGAUGAGGUCAUCACCUCACUCUUUGCUGCUAAGCUCCGCCUGGAUGACUCUUAG